AUGAACUACGUGGCGAGGCGCUACAGCUACCUGGAACGGCUGCCUCUGUGGUCGUUCGUGAACCUCAUGAGUCCCAAGGCCAUAGUCACGCGCACCGCCCACGAGUGGUUCUGGGGCUACAGCGACGCCGUCAAGGCCUUCGUGGAGCUUAAGCAGGGCAAGAUCAAGGCCGGCAUCAUCCAGUCGGCGAACGGCACCAGCCCAGACACGAUGACGGUGUUCACGGGCGUGGAGGACGUGAGCCGGCUGGGCGAGAUCACGCGCUUCAACGGGCUGGAGUUGAUGGACUUCUACAGCACGAAGGAGUGCAACCGCGUGGACGGCAGCGACGGCGCGCGCUUCCCGCCGCCGGCCGUGAAGCCCGGCGCCACGCUGCACAUCUACCACCGCGAGGCGUGCCGCCGCGUGCCCAUCGUCUACGAGAAGGACGUCACG
Molecule: messenger RNA, 435 nt
Organism: Gryllus bimaculatus (two-spotted cricket)
Lineage: Eukaryota; Metazoa; Arthropoda; Insecta; Orthoptera; Gryllidae
Source: the annotation of a GenBank genome assembly